Messenger RNA from Odobenus rosmarus divergens (Pacific walrus), 2256 nucleotides. It is a transcript of the gene POMT1, whose product is annotated as protein-O-mannosyltransferase 1. The transcript is spliced from 19 exons. Gene Ontology annotation, cellular component: membrane. NCBI's taxonomy places the organism in Eukaryota, Metazoa, Chordata, Mammalia, Carnivora, Odobenidae. Bases 1 to 2178 code for a protein of 725 amino acids. Gene Ontology annotation, biological process: protein O-linked glycosylation. Gene Ontology annotation, molecular function: mannosyltransferase activity. The record is from RefSeq and is a predicted model, not a curated record.
AUGUUGGGAUUUUUGAAGCGCCCUGUGGUGGUGAAGGCUGACAUCAAUUUGAACGUUGUGGUUCUGACUGCAGUGGCCUUACUGAGCCGCCUGUGGCAGCUUGCCUAUCCAAGGGCUGUGGUUUUUGAUGAAGUAUAUUAUGGGCAGUACAUCUCUUUCUACAUGAAGCGGAUCUUCUUUCUGGAUGGCAGUGGACCACCAUUUGGCCACAUGCUGCUGGCCUUAGGAGGUUAUUUAGGAGGAUUCGAUGGUAACUUUUUGUGGAACAGAAUCGGAGCAGAAUACAGCAGCAACGUGCCCGUGUGGUCUUUGCGCCUGCUGCCGGCCCUCACCGGGGCCCUUCUGGUGCCCAUGGCCUACCAGAUCCUGCUGGAGCUCGGCUUUUCUCAUUGCGCCGCCACGGGGGCCGCUCUGCUGAUGCUUAUCGAGAAUGCCCUCAUCACUCAGUCAAGGCUCAUGCUUUUGGAGUCAGUGUUAAUAUUUUUUAAUCUGUUGGCGGUGCUGUCCUAUCUGAAGUUCUCCAACUCCCAAAAACAGAGGCCCUUCUCUCUGAGCUGGUGGUUUUGGCUGACGCUGACGGGAGUGGCCUGCUCCUGCGCCGUGGGUGUCAAAUACGUGGGUGUUUGCACGUACCUACUGGUGCUCACCGUCGCCGGCGUCCAUGCCUGGCACCUGAUCGGAGACCGGACUCUGUCACACGUCCGUGUGCUCUGUCACCUGCUUGCCCGAGCGGCAGCGCUGCUGGUCGUCCCGGCCCUCAUGUACUUGCUGUUCUUCUACGUCCACUUGAUUCUGGUCUACCGCUCCGGGCCCCACGAUCAGAUCAUGUCCAGUGCUUUCCAAGCCAGCCUGGAGGGAGGGCUUGCUCGGAUCACGCAGGGCCAGCCCCUGGAGGUGGCCUUCGGCUCCCAGGUCACUCUGAAGAACGUCUUUGGCAAACCCGUGCCCUGCUGGCUUCAUUCCCACCAGAGCACCUACCCCAUGAUAUAUGAGAAUGGCCGAGGCAGCUCGCACCAGCAGCAGGUGACCUGUUACCCCUUCAAAGACGUCAACAACUGGUGGAUCGUGAAGGAUCCCGGGAGGCAUCAGCUGGUGGUGAGUAACCCCCCGAGGCCCGUGCGGCAUGGGGACGUGGUGCAGCUGGUGCACGGCAUGACCACCCGCUUCCUCAACACGCACGAUGUGGCUGCGCCCCUGAGCCCCCACUCACAGGAGGUCUCCUGCUACGUCGACUACAACAUCUCCAUGCCCUCCCAGAACCUCUGGAGACUGGACAUCGUAAACCGAGAAUCCGACACGGAGGUUUGGAAGACCAUCUUGUCAGAGGUUCGCCUGGUGCACGUGAACACCUCCGCGGUCCUGAAGCUGAGUGGGGCCCACCUCCCGGACUGGGGGUUCCGGCAGCUGGAGGUCGUUGGGGAGAAGCUGUCCCGCGGCUACCACGAGAGCAUGGUGUGGAACGUGGAGGAACACCGGUACGGCAAAAGCCAGGAGCAGAAGGAGAGGGAGCUCGAGCUGCACUCACCCGCACAGAUGGACGUCAGCAGAAACCUGAGCUUCAUGGCCAGGUUCCUGGAGCUGCAGUGGAGGAUGCUGACGGUGAGGAGCGACGACUCGGAGCACAAGUACAGCUCCUCGCCACUGGACUGGAUCACCCUGGACACCAGCAUCGCCUACUGGCUGCACCCCAGGACCAGUGCUCAGAUCCACCUGCUUGGGAACGCCGUGAUCUGGGCCUCGGCCGGCCUCGCCACGCUGGUCUACGCUCUGCUCUUCCUGUGGUACUUGCUUAGACGGCGAAGGGGUAUCCGUGACCUCCCUGAGGAUUCCUGGUUGCGCUGGGUGCUGGCCGGGGCCCUGUGCGCUGGCGGCUGGGCCGUGAACUACGUCCCGUUCUUCAUGAUGGAGAAGACGCUCUUCCUCUACCACUACCUCCCGGCGCUCGCCUUCCAGAUCCUCCUGCUCCCGGCGGUCUUGCAGCACGUCGGCGACCGCCUGUGCAGGUCCCCGCUCCUGAGGAGCCUCUUCAGCGGCCUGGUCGUGGCCUGGUACUCCUGCGCCUGUCACGUGUUCAAUACGCUGCGCCCGCUCACCUACGGGGACAGGUCACUCUCGCCCAGCGAACUCAAAGCCCUUCGCUGGAAAGACAGCUGGGACAUCUUGAUCCGAAAAUACUAACAGGACACACACAGUGAACGUCUGGGCCGGGGUCAGGGCAGGAAGAGCGGUCAUCUUGAACCGUGUUUGUCCUUGACA